AUGGCGGGAAGCAGUCCCGUGAAUAAAAGCAGCACGCUCUUGGGCUCUGACGAUGAACCCGAUGUCGCAUGCGGUCGCAGGCGACAUCGCGUGCUGAUGGUGUGCGACUUCUUCUUCCCCAACUUCGGCGGCGUGGAGAGCCACAUCUACCUCCUCGCGCAGUGCCUCCUGCAGCGCGGCCACAAGGUGGUGGUGCUGACGCACGCGUACGGCGACCGAGUGGGAGUGCGCUACCUCACCAACGGCCUCAAGGUCUACUAUGCGCCGCGCCGCCCCGUGUGGCUACAGGCGACGCCCCCGUCACCCCUCCCCUGUCUGUCGCUGCCGUUGUUCCGCGCCAUAGUGGAGCGCGAGCGCAUCGCCAUCGUGCACGCGCACCAGAGCUUCGCCCCCAUGUGCCACGACGCGCUGCUGCACGCCCCCACGCUCGCCCGCCGCGCCGUCUUCACCGACCACUCGCUGUGCGGCUUCGCUGACGCCGCCAGCAUCCACAUGAACAAGCUGCUGCAGUUCUCAACGGCGGGCAUCCACGCGGCCAUAUGUGUGUCGCACACGAGCAAGGAGAACACGGUACUGCGCGCGCAGCCCUCGCUGCCGCCGCACCGCGUGGCCGUCAUCCCCAACGCCGUGGACGCCAACAACUUCCUCCCCGACCCCCGCCGCUGCCCCCCGCCCCCCCCUGCCCCCGCUGCUGCCGGGGAAGCUGCUUCUGCUGCCGAUGGGGGAGCUGCCGCUGCCGCUCGUGCAGUGCGCAACGACAGGGCAGGAGGGAGAGCAGCAGGGGAGGAUGGAGAAGGAGGUUUGGAGCAUAGGGGGAAUGCGGAGGAUAGGGGGGGUGCUGUGGCGUGCAGGGCUGCAGGCGGUGAGGCAGCAGCACGUGCAGUGGAGGGGAGAGAAGCAGAAGGUGGGCCAGGGGGGGCAGUGGGGUGCAGAGAGGCAGUGGGGGCGGGGGCGAGAGGGGAGGCGGCGGCGAGUGAGGGAGGGGCAAGGGACGGAGCGUGGAGCAGAGAAGGGGCGGAGGCGGAGACAGCAGCCAGCACGGCACACCCCCCGGCGGCUGAGGUGGUGGGGAGGGUGGGGGCGGGAGGACCAGGGGGGCACGGGCACAGCAGCAUGGCCGUGGAGGCAGGGAGGGACAUGGCAGGCAGCACGGGGAGUGGCGUGGAGGCGAGCAAGGGGGCUGGUGGUACGGACAUGAGACAAGGGGAAGGCGCGGGGGCGGGCGGGGGCAUGGAGGUGACGAUAGUGGUGAUCAGCCGCCUCGUGUACCGCAAGGGCGCUGACCUGCUCGUUGACGUCAUCCCCGCCGUCUGCCACCGCUUCCCCAAGGUGCCACCGCUUCCCCAAGGUGCCACCACUUCCCCAAGGUGCCACCGCUUCCCCAAGGUGCCACCGCUUCCCCAAGGUGCCACCGCUUCCCCAAGGUGCCACCGCUUCCCCAAGGAGCCACCGCUUCCCCAAGGUGCCACCGCUUCCCCAAGGUGCCACCGCUUCCCCAAGGUGCCACCGCUUCCCCAAGGCGGCGAUGGUGCCAAGAGGGGGCGGUUGGAGGAGAUGAGGGACCGCCACGGGCUGCACCACCGAGUCACCAUGCUGGGCGCCGUGCCGCACUCCCAAGUGCGCCACGUCCUCGUGCAGGGCCACAUCUUCCUCAACAGGUGCCCGCUCCUCCCUCCCCUCCCUCCCCUCCCUCCCCUCCCUCCCCUCCCUCCCCUCCCUCCCCUCCCUCCCCUCCCUCCCCUUCCCCCUCAUCGCCCCGUACGAGCGCUCGUCCGCAUGCUGUGCGCGCAGCUGCUGAUGACAAGAAGGUGCAUGUCAGCCCCGCCCCCCCCUCGAAAAGCCCACGCCCUCCCUGCACAUCCCAGUUGCACCACAUCGCUUCUGCAUUAUUCUCGUACUUUUCCAUCCAACACCAAUCUGUUUUUCCUCUCUCUCUUCGUUGUUAUCACCAUUCUCCUCAUCUCGCCGCUGUCACCUCGCACCCACCUCUCUCCUCACAGCCCUCUACCGCCCCUAUCUCGCCCUCUGCACCGCCCCUAUCUCGCCCUCUGCACCGCCCCUAUCUCGCCCUCUGCACCGCCCCUAUCUCGCCCUCUGCACCGCCCCUAUCUCGCCCUCUGCACCGCCCCUAUCUCGCCCUCUGCACCGCCCCUAUCUCGCCCUCUGCACCGCCCCUAUCUCGCCCUCUGCACCGCCCCUAUCUCGCCGUCUGCACCGCCCCUAUCUCGCCCUCUGCACCGCCCCUAUCUCGCCCUCUGCACCGCCCCUACGCAUUUCUCGCUCACGGAGGCCUUCUGCAUCGCCAUCCUCGAGGCCGCCUGCUGCGGCCUCUUCGUUGUCGCCACGCGUGUUGGCGGCGUGCCCGAGGUGCUACCCCCGGACAUGAUGCUGCUGGCGGACCCCAACCCGCCUGACAUCGUGGACGCCAUCGCACAGGCCAUUCAGAUCGUGCCACGUGUCAACCCGCAGGCCAUGCACGAGCGGGUGUCGCGCAUGUACAGCUGGCAUGACGUGGCGGAGCGCACGGAGCGCGUGUACGACCGGGUCAUGGCCAUGCCACUGGACGACCUGCCCACCCGCCUCUCCAGGUACUACGCGUGUGGGGUGGUGGCGGGCAAGGUGUUCUGCCUCGUCGUGCUGCUCAACUCGCUGCUCGCCGCCCUCCUCACCCUCCUGCAG
Molecule: messenger RNA, 2679 nt
Organism: Closterium sp. Naga37s-1
Lineage: Eukaryota; Viridiplantae; Streptophyta; Zygnematophyceae; Desmidiales; Closteriaceae
Source: the annotation of a GenBank genome assembly